Fusarium oxysporum Fo47 is the source of this 879-nucleotide messenger RNA. Its product is annotated as acyl-CoA thioesterase. Bases 1 to 879 code for a protein of 292 amino acids. The transcript is spliced from 2 exons. The record is from RefSeq and is a predicted model, not a curated record. NCBI's taxonomy places the organism in Eukaryota, Fungi, Ascomycota, Sordariomycetes, Hypocreales, Nectriaceae.
AUGGAGGCAUGGAUAUGGGUAAUAGGUUUACUUUUCAUAUUCGGCCUAAAGAAUAUGCCCUUGAUCUGGCAUUUCCGUUUUUUCCGCGCUCUCGCAGCUGGGAUGCUUGUACAUCGCAAGGCAAAGCCUUUAUUUCAACCCAGUCACAUUUUCCUUCCAGCAGUAUCUGCAAGUCGAUCACCACCAAUGGAGUGUGACUUUAACCUCCAUAAAUCGAAUUCUACCUACUUCACCGAUCUCGACGUAUCCCGAGCGUAUCUUUCCGGUAUUCUCUUCGGGCCACUAUUCCUAAAGGGCCUUAAUGGCCAGCGAUGCAACCUAAUUGUCGGCGCUGUGGCUUGUUCAUUCCGCAGGGAAAUCAAGCCUUAUCGAGCAUAUGAGACUUGGACGAGGAUUGCGAGCUGGGAUGAUAAAUGGAUUUAUAUGGUGACUCACUUUGUGUCAAGUCGCACUUCUGCGUUACCCCCAGACAUAUUGAAGUCAGGAGCUGACAACCGAAAAAACGAAAGUGAAAAAUACCCGCAGGUCUCUCGAUCUGAUACCACAAAAGGGGCCGUGCUAGCCUCUGCUGUCACGCAAUUUGUCUGCAAGCAAGGGAGAAGGACAGUGCCCCCCGCGCAUAUUCUAGCUGCGUCUGGCCUACUAAACCGCACACAUUUAGCUUAUCAGCAUAGCAGCCCAUUAUCACCCAGUUCGUUUUUCGAUAAAAGAAUGCGACUAGAUGACACUAUCUCAAAGCCAGAAGCACUUAUACCAGCAGAUGUUGAAGCAAUAAGGAGGACAAAUCUGUUAGUUGUCCAGCUACAAGGCGGCUGGGGCAAGGUUCACGAACUUUUCCAACCCGAUGACACUAUUCUCGGCUGUCACAAAUGUAUUUAA